This is a messenger RNA of Carlito syrichta (Philippine tarsier), 555 nucleotides long. RefSeq names its product protein CASP-like. Gene Ontology annotation, cellular component: Golgi membrane. The annotation marks the transcript as partial. The transcript is spliced from 6 exons. Gene Ontology annotation, biological process: intra-Golgi vesicle-mediated transport. The record is from RefSeq and is a predicted model, not a curated record. Lineage: Eukaryota; Metazoa; Chordata; Mammalia; Primates; Tarsiidae.
GGUGUAUUCCGUGCCCUCUCUCCCCGCCCUCUGCAGGGCGCUGCUGAGCACGGCCUGGAGAAGAUCCCAGAGCCCAUCAAAGAGGCCACAGCCCUGUUCUAUGGACCCCCGGCUGCAGCCAGCGGCACCCUCCCAGAGGGCCAAGUGGAUUCGCUGCUCGCCAUCAUCUCCAGCCAGAGGGAGCGUUUCCGCGCCCGGAACCAAGAGCUGGAGGCUGAGAACCGCAUGGCCCAGCACACCCUGCAAGCCCUGCAGAGCGAGCUGGACAGCCUGCGUGCCGACAACAUCAAGCUCUUUGAGAAGAUCAAGUUCCUGCAGAGCUACCCCGGCAGGGGCGGCAGCAGCGACGACACCGAGCUGCGCUACGCCUCCCAGUACGAGGAGCGCCUGGACCCCUUCUCCUCCUUCAGCAAGCGGGAGCGGCAGAGAAAGUACCUGAGCCUGAGCCCCUGGGACAAGGCCACCCUUAGCAUGGGGCGUCUGGUUCUCUCCAACAAGAUGGCCCGCACCAUUGGCUUCUUCUACACCCUGUUCCUGCACUGCCUGGUCUUCCUG